Molecule: messenger RNA, 1947 nt
Organism: Dictyostelium discoideum AX4
Lineage: Eukaryota; Evosea; Eumycetozoa; Dictyosteliales; Dictyosteliaceae
Gene: dhak
Product: dihydroxyacetone kinase
Exons: 5
Coding region: 1-1947 (648 amino acids)
Biological process (GO): glycerol metabolic process
Molecular function (GO): kinase activity; triokinase activity; glycerone kinase activity
Source: RefSeq, a predicted model, not a curated record
AUGAAAAAAAUUAUUAACAAUCCACAAAAUGUAGUCUCUGAGAUGAUUGAUGGUUUUACUCAAUCAUCAAGAGAUUUAUUAAAACUUAAAGGAAAUUUUAAUGUAGUAGUAAGAUCUGACUAUUCACAAAUAAAAGAUAGAGUAACACUUAUUUCGGGAGGUGGAAGUGGACAUGAACCAGCACAUAUUGGAUAUAUUGGAAAUGCUAUGUUAACAGGUGCAGUUUGUGGUGAUGUAUUUGCAUCACCAAGUGCAAAACAAAUUUUUAUGGCUAUUAAAUCAGUUGCAGGUAAAAUGGGUUGUAUAUUAAUUGUAAAAAACUAUAUGGGUGAUAAUGGUUCAUUUAGUAUUGCAAGGGAAAUGUGUAAAAGUCAACUACCAGAUAUUAGAGUUGAAAUUAUAACCGUUGAUGACGAUAUUUCUUCAAUUCUUAUGAAAUUAAAUGAAUUUUCAAAUGAUAAUAAUGAUAAUAUCCAAGAUAUUAGAGAUAAAUAUAAAUCAAUUACAAAUAGAAGAGGUAUUGCAGGUACAGUUUUAGUUCAUAAAAUUUUAGGAGGUUUAGCUGAACAAGGUAAAUCAAUUGAUGAAAUUUUAAAAUUUUAUAAUAAAUAUAUAUCACCAUCCAAAUCAUUAAAUUUAGUAACUAUGGGUGUUGGUCUAUCAUCUUGUAUCAUUCCAUCAGUUGGUUCACCAUCAUUCACAUUAAAUGAAAAAGAAAUGGAAAUUGGUUUAGGUAUUCAUGGUGAAUUUGGUAUUGAAAAAGUUGAAUUAAAACCUUCAAAACAAAUUAUUAAAUCAUUAAUUGAUAAUUUACUUAAAAUUUUACCCUAUUCAAAUAAUAAUAAUAAUAAUAAUAAUAAUAAUAAUAAUAAUAAUAAUAAUAAUAAUAAUAAUAAUAAUAAUAGUUGUGGCAUUUCUUGUGGUAGUGAUGGUGAAGACAAAUCAUUAAUUGUAUUAAUUAAUAAUUUAGGUAGUACCACUAAUAUGGAAAUGGCAAUUGCUACAAAUGAUUGUUUAAAUUAUUUACAUGAAAAAGGUUUUACUGUUGAAAGAUUAAUUACUGGAACUUUAAUGACAUCAUUAGAAAUGGCUGGAAUUAGUAUAUCUUUAUUAUUAAUUAAAAAUAAUCAAAUAAUUAAUUUAAUUGAUCUUAAAACAAAUGCAAUGGGUUGGCCAAAUAGUGUUUUAAAACCAUAUAAAAAUAAAGAAGAUUCAAUUUUAACUUUAGAUGAAAAUGAUUCACAUGAAAUUAAAUAUGAUAAUUUAAAAUCAAUAACAAUUUCAAAAGAAAAUGGAGAAAUAUUAAAAGAAAUUGUAUUAUUGGGAUGUAAUUCAUUAAUUGAGAAUUCAAAUAAAUUAACAGAUUUAGAUAAACAAGUUGGUGAUGGUGAUUUAGGUACAACAUUAGAGAAUUUAUCGAAAUCAAUUAAAAAAUCCAUUGAUACAAUUCCAUUUGAUAAACCAUGUUAUACAUUUAGAAAAAUAUCAUUAAUUAUUCAAGAAUUAAUUGGUGGAUCAAGUGGACUUUUUUAUUCAAUCUUUUUCCUUAGACUUUCAAAUAGUUUAUAUGAAAGAUCAACAGUAAAUGGAAAAAACCAAAUUUCAACCAAUGAUUGGGGUUUAUCAUUAAUUGAUGCAGUUAAUGCAAUUAAAGAAUUAGGUAAAGCUGAUAUUGGUGAUUGUACAAUGUUAGAUUCAUUAAUACCAGCAAUUAAUAAAAUUAAUCAAUGUUGUAAAGAUAAUGAAAACUCUUCAUCAUCGUUUGAUUUAUUAAAUACUUUAAAACUUGCUUCAAAAGAGGCUCAAUUAGGUUCUGAAAGUACAAUUGAAAUGAUUGCAAAAAAAGGUCGUUCAUCUUAUUUGGGUGAAAGAACUUCACAUAUUAUGGAUCCUGGUGCUCAUGCAAUUGAAAUUAUUUUUAAAUCUUUUCUUUCAAUUAAAAAAUGA